Molecule: messenger RNA, 1708 nt
Organism: Hemicordylus capensis (graceful crag lizard)
Lineage: Eukaryota; Metazoa; Chordata; Lepidosauria; Squamata; Cordylidae
Exons: 9
Coding region: 24-917 (297 amino acids)
Cellular component (GO): cytoplasm
Source: RefSeq, a predicted model, not a curated record
UUGCUGCCUUAGAGAAGACCUGGAUGCUCCUGGUAGCGUGGCUAGUCCACCCCAGCCAGAACAUCCGCUACCUGAGCGAAAGGGGUCUUCUCCACAUUUAUGGAAAGUUAAAGGCGGCGAAGAAACCCCAGGAUUUUAGUGCCGGGAUCCUGGGAGGGCUCAGGACCUCCAGUCUGGAAGCCACUUUGGGGGUCCUGGCCUUCAUGGAGCGGCUGAGGCACUGUCCAUCAGAACACCAGGCCACGGUGAAUGCUGUCCUGGCUGCCCUGUGCCGCCCUCUCUUCCACCACGAGGAGGCUAAGAUCCGAAGGGCAGCCAUGAGGACCCACCUGGAUCUCCUGCAGCACCACCACCACCAUCAUGAGGGUACAGAGGAGAACAUCACGACCCUCAUCGCGGUGCUGAUGCAUGUGGAGGAUGAGGACCUGGAGGUAGCACAGGCUGCGAAGGACAAUCUGAGCCUCCUGGCGGAAGCCCUCCUAUGGCACCUGGAGGGCAAGCUGCUGGCGCGGGAUUCUUACAGCCUGCAGGAGCUGCUCCACAAGAUCGCCAAGCGUCUGAUUCGGCAGCUCGGCACAGAGGACGCCGUGGAGAUGGAGGCCACCAAGAUCCUGGGCUUCUUCCGCAGCGAGCAGCCUUCAGUGAGGAGAACGGCUGCCCUGCUGAUCGGUCACCUGGUCUACAAAAAGGGCAGCAUCCUCACUGAAGGGAACAUAGAGACCUUCCAUGCUGCGCUGGAGAGCUUGCUUGGCGACCAUGACCCCGAGGUCGGGAGAGUUGCCUGCAAGACAGAGAAGAUCGUGAAGAAGGCCUUUUCCCUCCACUCCCGGCACGGGCUGCGGGCUGCCGUUCGGCGCUUGUGGGCGGGCUGUAAGAAGAAGAGACACCCGCCAGAGUACGGUGAUCUCUCCACCUGACCGACUGGAACAACAGCCCCGUGCUCUCCCCUGGAAGAUCAGCAGCUGAAGGGAGGUUCAGGAAAGACCGUGCAGCGCAGGGGCCUCCCAGAAGACCUCCUCCAACCGCGUGGACACAAGAUCUGUCCACAAGAAGACAUCCAGCAGGGAAGUGCAGUUCUGUCUGAGGAGUGAGGGGGAAGCAGGCUCCACUCCCCUGGCCCAAGGAAGCCCCGCCUCUGGGGUGCAGAAGCCCCUCCCCUUGCUUCUGCUGGCAGGCUGUGGGAGGAGGCUACAGGACCACCCUGCCCCCAAGUGGCCCUUUGGAACCAGUCUUGGGCUUCCCUUGGGUCCGGGGAGGCUGUGUGGCCCCAGCAGGAGGGCAAGGUCCCUCCAUUCCCACCAGCGGGCUUGUGCUGCUGCUGGGCGGCUGGAGGAGUCGAUCCGCCCCAGAAGAGGAGACCAAGUGAACGUGCCUGCAAGGAGCGGGGGUGGGGUGGGGUUGGGGGCUGGCUGGGACUCCCCCCAAUUUUGUUUGCCCUGCCAUUCCCUUCUUCCGUGUGACCCUGGGCUUCCUCCCUUCCCUCCUUCCCUCCCUCCCUCCUUCUCCCUCCCAGGGGCAGAAUGGGCAUUGCUGGUCGCCCUGUUGGGGGCCGAGUAGGAAUUUUUGGCUUUCCAACAGAUUGGCCAAGAUGGAAAGUUUUUUUGCCUACUCCAUUCUGUCCUGUUUUGUUUCCUUUAGUUAGAAAGUUAAGUGACGACUUGUAACCUAUUUAAGUAUAUUAAUAAAGUUGCCCCUUUUGUUCAAAACA